AACUUGGGGAUGUUUUGUUUUUGACUGGAAUCUCCUGACGAUCAGGGUUGUUGCAUUUGAUUCAAAUAUGCCCCCAUUCCCUCAUUUCUUCCCGGAAUGCUGAGUCGAUUGUCUACGCCCUGAGACUGUGCCUGACAUUCCAGUCCCCAUUCCUGGAGUUACCUAUCUCAUUCUGCGGAACCUUAAGUGUUUUGACAUUGCCUUUCCUGUGGGGAAUAACAAAAGAAGUACUGCUAUAAAGGACUAUGUUUGCCUGUUGAUUGUCUUGCAGUCAAAUUUCACAAUGUAUCAGUUCUUCAUAAGUUUAUUGGUUACGGUGCUGGCCGCUUCGGCCAGCGCUACCUCUAGUUUCUCGCCUGCCCGGCCGCCUGCGAUACCGCUGGCAGUCAAGUCGCCGUACUUGAGCACUUGGCUGUCUGCAGGGAGUGAUGGAGGUAAUGGUGGGUAUCUUGCGGGUGAAUGGCCGAUUUUCUGGUCUGGCCAGAUCACUGGCUGGGCUGGUAUGAUUCGUGUUGAUGGCAGUGCUUACACCUGGAUGGGAAUCCCUGGACCGGAAACUGUGACACAAACCUCCUAUGAGUACACAUCUACGAAGAGUAUUUUCACCAUGAACGUUGCCGACAAAGUGGAGAUGAACAUUACAUUCCUUUCGCCGAUUACACCAAACGAUUACAAACGGCAGUCGCUCGUGUUCUCCUAUGUCGAUGUGCAGGUUGAGUCUCUCGAUGGCACGGCCCACGAUGUGCAGCUGUACGCAGAUAUUUCGGCGGAAUGGGUGUCGGGAGACCGAACCACGACCGCAACAUGGGAUUAUGGUACCACCGAUAAUGGUGUCGCCUAUCACAAAGUCAGCCGCCAAACCCAGCUUGCUUUCUCUGAGAUCAGCAACCAGGGAGAAUGGGGAGACUGGUACUGGGCCACAGACAACAGUGAAAGCCUGACCUACCAGUCUGGUGGAGCUGUUGAUGUACGUGCAGCAUUUGCUGCGAACGGAACGCUAGGCGACUCGCAGGACUCUGACUACCGUGCCAUUUCUACCGACUGGCCUAUUUUUGCAUUUGCUCAUGACCUUGGAUCUGUGGACUCCGCAGCUUCAGUUCUAUACUCUAUCGGUCUUGCCCAGACCGACGCAAUUCAGUACGAAGGAAGUAGCAGUGGUUCCACUAUUCUACCUUCGCUGUGGACCAGUUAUUUCAGCACGGGCCCAGAAGCUCUGGACUUCUUCCAUAAUGACUAUGCGACAUCCUCUUCGCUCUCGUCGGAUCUUGAUACCCAGGUAGCCCAGGAUUCCAUUGCCGCAGCUGGGCAGGACUACCUGACGAUCACUUCUCUCACGGUCCGUCAAGCUUUCGGUGCAACCCAACUGUGCGGAACCACGGACAACACCUACUUGUUCAUGAAGGAAAUCUCGUCGGAUGGAAACGUGAACACGGUCGACGUCAUUUUCCCGGCACACCCCAUCUUCUUAUACACGAACCCUGAGCUUCUCAAUCUCUUGUUGAAGCCACUUUUCGAGAUUCAGGAGUCUGGCAACUACCCCAACGCAUACGCCAUGCAUGAUGUAGGGAGCCACUAUCCCAACGCUACUGGUCAUCCAAAGGGCGAUGAUGAGGCAAUGCCACUAGAAGAAUGUGGCAACAUGGUCAUCAUGGCCUUGGCAUAUGCGCAGAAGGCGAGCGACACCGAUUACCUGUCUCAGCAUUAUACCUUGCUCAACCAGUGGACUGCGUACCUUGUGGAGGAUGCAAUUUACCCUGCCAACCAAAUCUCGACGGAUGACUUUGCAGGCAGCUUAGCAAACCAGACCAACUUGGCCUUGAAGGGCAUCAUCGGUAUCGAAGCCAUGGCUGUCAUUAGCAAUGAGACUGAUCACACUGAUAAUGGGGCCAACUACACUGCCAUUGCUCACAACUACAUCGACAGAUGGCAGAUCCUGGGCGUCGCGCACGAUGCCAAUCCUCCUCAUGCUACACUUGCUUAUGGCUCCAACAACACCCACGGUCUCCUAUACAACCUCUAUGCCGAUCGGGAGCUGGGCCUGAACUUGGUUUCACAAUCUAUCUACGACAUGCAGAGCACCUUCUACCCCACUGUCCAACUAGAGUACGGAGUACCGCUCGACACUAGACACAAUUACACAAAGGCCGACUGGGAAAUGUUCACUGCGGCCAUCGCAUCAACCAGCACGCGGGACAUGUUCACGCAGCUUCUCUCGAAAUGGAUUAACGACACGCCCACAAACUACGCAAUGACUGAUCUCUACGAUGCAGUUGGCGGAGGAUACCCAUCCAACGUCUUCAUCGACCGCCCCGUCGUGGGCGGUGCCUUUGCCCUGCUUCUACUCAACCAAGGCAAUUAAACCACUUCUCUCGUUUCAUUCCGACACAUCCUUGCAACUGUGCAUGAUAUCCCCCUGCUUGGUUCAGUGGAGCCGUUCCAUUCUUAUUCUUCAGCAUUCGAUGUGCAGGUCA
Aspergillus costaricaensis CBS 115574 is the source of this 2471-nucleotide messenger RNA. RefSeq names its product glutaminase GtaA (gene gta1). The record is from RefSeq and is a predicted model, not a curated record. The transcript is spliced from 8 exons. The coding region runs from base 284 to 2359 and encodes 691 amino acids. NCBI's taxonomy places the organism in Eukaryota, Fungi, Ascomycota, Eurotiomycetes, Eurotiales, Aspergillaceae.